Messenger RNA from Sordaria macrospora k-hell, 432 nucleotides. RefSeq lists its product as uncharacterized. The record is from RefSeq and is a predicted model, not a curated record. NCBI's taxonomy places the organism in Eukaryota, Fungi, Ascomycota, Sordariomycetes, Sordariales, Sordariaceae.
AUGUCAACCGAAGAAGAGAUCAAGUCAUCCGCCCUGGACAAGGUCAGAGGCUGGGGAUCCUCCUCCCUCCCCGGCAUGGGCCUAGCAACCCUCAUCACGGCUCUGCACUGGCGUCCCUUCCAGGCCCUGCCCAUGCUCUUCACCCCUCUCCUCAUGUUCUCGAGCUACCUCAGCGUGGCCGGCUUCAAGAUCGACAGCGCCGGCAUGACGGCCGCCUGGAGCGGCAUCUACUUCCUUCUCGCUGCCCGCCGUCGUCCUGCCGCACUCAAGAACAAGUUCUCUGCUCGCGGCGCCGUGCGGGCCACGGCCAUGGGUCUGAGCGCCGCCAAUGUGCUUGCCGGCACCUACACCUACGUGACAGGUGAUCGCAAGGCCGAGGAGCAGGAGAGGAAGGAGAUGGACAAGUGGGGCAUGUACAGCGAUAGCGAAUGA